Molecule: messenger RNA, 1530 nt
Organism: Anopheles marshallii
Lineage: Eukaryota; Metazoa; Arthropoda; Insecta; Diptera; Culicidae
Exons: 3
Coding region: 1-1530 (509 amino acids)
Cellular component (GO): extracellular region
Molecular function (GO): chitin binding
Source: RefSeq, a predicted model, not a curated record
AUGGUGUGGUGUUUAGUUAAGGAUCACAUUUGCUGGUGGUUGGCGGCGAUAGUAGUGGCGCAGUGUAUCCUAGUGCCAUGUGAGGCGAAGAAGUGUGGUGUCAUAUGCCGUGUGCGCGAUCCACUAACGAUCGGUAAUAGUUACAUGUUGAAGGAGUGUUUGUACGAGAUACAUCCGGUCGAGAGCACACAGAACACAGAUGGAAGCGGAUUUAACAUGCGUACUAGCGACCGCCGCAAUCGAUUGUUCUCACUGUAUGGUGGUUCGACCUGCGAGUACUUCGGUAACAUGAUCCAGACGGCCAAGGGACGAGACACACUGGUCGAGACGAUUCGUCGACAGUUGCAGAAGAGUGAAUUCAAGGGAUUGGAUCUACAGUGUGAUCCGGUUCAGGCUCGCGUCACGCAGCAAACGUACGCCGAGUUCUUAGAGCAGCUGCGCAGCUUCCUGGGCAACACCUACGUGAUCAUGGUGACUAUGAGCAGCUGUCAGCCGGAACCAAGGCUCGUCGAAUCGUUCAACCGAAUGGUCGAUUACGUGACGAUCAAUCAUGCCGAACAGCCUUCGAUGCUCACGAAUGCACUGAUGUACGGUUUGGCCAGGCAUCGUAUACUACUGGCGACUCCCUAUCCUUCUACAAUCAGCUGUCCGCUGAACAACGACUACUCGCUAAACGAGAUGCUGAACCAAAUCGAACAUCACAACCUGUUCGGAGCGAUCGUGGAACUUGAUCGCGACGAUGUGAACAAUGUUUGCGGCGAGGGCCCAUUCCCACUGUUCCGCAAGGUACUGGAUCGUCUAUGCUCGAAUGCUGAGUGUAACUUUAGUGGAUUCGUACGUGAUACACGCGACUGCGGCCAAUACUACAGCUGCGACAACGGAUUCAAAACAACACAUCAUUGCCCAGUCGGACAAUCGUUCGAUCUCUGCCAAAGUACAUGUCAACCAAUCCUGCAAGUGCAAUGUAACGAAACGACGUGUGUAGUUAGUGGAAAUUUACCCAACGGUUUGACACCCAUAAGGUACCCAAUUCCAUUCCCAAAGCCCAAUCCAAGCUGCCCGGGAGGCGGCGGUAAUAAUGGUGGAGGUAACAAUGGAGGCGGUAACAAUGGUGGUGGCAACAACGGCGGAGGCAAUAAUCAAACUUCCAACUGCUGCUGCGAUGUGCUGAGGAACCUGACAACCUUCCUGAACAAUACGGCCCAACUGUCGCAAUUCGUUGCAUUAGUCAAGGACCUUGGUGUGGAUGAUCUGGUCGGUACGCUCCGUCCGUCCCUACAGGGUCUCGUAGAUUUAAUUGGAAAUAUUGUCGACCCUGUAAACCGGUUGAUUGCUACUUUGCUGAACGGAGAGAAAUUGAUGACUGACACCAUGAACGGAAUGUCCGGUAUGGCCGGGCAAGGCGAUUUAAUACAAACUUUGCUUUCAGUCGUUACAUCACUUCUACAAAAUCUUUUGGGCGGUGUACCGCUAGCUGGAGCCACCGACGGUAUUCCCUUGUUGGGUGGAUUGGGAGCAUUGGCUGGAUAG